Macrobrachium nipponense is the source of this 8209-nucleotide messenger RNA. RefSeq lists its product as uncharacterized. The coding region runs from base 316 to 5109 and encodes 1597 amino acids. The transcript is spliced from 4 exons. NCBI's taxonomy places the organism in Eukaryota, Metazoa, Arthropoda, Malacostraca, Decapoda, Palaemonidae. The record is from RefSeq and is a predicted model, not a curated record.
AUAAUAUGUUAGAGAGACAGAUAGAGAGAGAGAGUGUGUGUGUAUAUAGUAAAUAUAUUAUAAACAAAAUAUAUACAUAUAUAUCUUCACUAAUGAACCUAACUAAAAGACGGAGAGUCAACUAAAUGCUGAUCAUUAGAGCCAAUAAGCGUGUGCGUGUGUGUGUUUGUGUGUUUACUUACUUCUUCGGUUGAGAUCAUCAUCAUCAUCAUCAUCAACAACAACAUCAACAACACCAGUUUUUGCUGAACCUUAGAGCCAUAUAGAUGCCUUGAAAAGAAUGUAUAGACUAAAACUAUAAACCCCAAAAGCUUUAUGUUUGAAUCAUUUAUGUUGACAACAAAAGGAGAAUUAAAAGUCCGCCUUCCACCCACCCUUAGGCUACAGAAGCAGACAAAUGCAACGCAACUGCGCAUCCCAGCGGCAAACCCUGCCACCAAAACCUACCACGACUUUGACGAACGCAGUGCCACUCAUGCACAAACACGAAUCUACGAAAACAUCCUCUGCCCAUGGACAGGGGCACAGGACGGAGCCACUGCCCUCGAGCGCCUGAGAGCAAAUAACAUACAAGCAAAAACGGGCGAAUAUGACAAUGUCGACGGACACUACGGAACAACCACUCGAGCGUAUACACCGGAUGAUGAGGGAUCCCAAGAAGUUUACGAAAACGUCCCUUACGUAAGGAAAGGAGAAGAUGAGGGGAAGGAAGUCAUUUACGAAAACAUGACACACUUGCGCAGUGACGUUCCCUCGGGACGUCCCCCUGACGACUCAACCGUUGACGUCACGGGGGGAAAACUGGCGAUGAAGUCAUCGAGUGACUCAAUGACCUCGGACGAGUCUCUGGUGUGGCUUUCUGACUCGUGGAAAUACAACACGAUCAAAAAAGCCCCCGAGUCCAACAUUUUUCAGUUUUGUGAUAUAGAUCAAGUGGAGGAGACGGAUGACGGAAAGGGUGAUGCUUCCAAAAAUAAGAAAAAAAGAGAGGCAAAGACAUCGACGAGGAAUAAGACAGCCGACGGAAAGGGAGACAGCGCCAGGAAGAGAGAAAUGACGCUGGAAAAGGGGAAGAAGAUGCUCCGUAGCAAACUGCCUCUGUUCCGGUGGAAGAGCGACAAACAAAAUAGCGGUGACGAUCAUAAACACGAUCAGAAUAAAACAGAGUCCGACCCCGUCGUAAAACCUGCUCAAACUUCCGACGGAGUCUUAAAACCUGACAAGAAGAGGACCAGCAAAGCUCAGGACCUACCUGAGAGCCCUGCGAGUAUACAUAGAUCCCAGAUACAAAAGCCCUCGACGGGUAAUGCAUCCUUGGGCUUAAAUGACUUCCUCCAAAGGGCAGAAAAAGAUGAUGCUAACCUUUGUAAGGCCGACGGGGGAGGGAAAGAAGGAGGAGGAGUAAGAGGAGAAAGGGGCGGGGCUUCCACUAGUCCCGCUGAAAGCCCAAGUCAUUUUGUAAGGCCAAGGACGUACAAAUCGACCCAGAAUGAGCUGGAGGGGACUUCCAGAAGUCCCUCCUUAAGAUCGGCCAAGUCCGGACUUGCCGGAAAAGUGAACAAAUUUAAGCAAACAGGAAAAGAAGAGGGGAGGAAGGGCAGAGGCAACAUGUCGCUGGGUGUUCAGUCCUGUGGCUCAACUUUAAUCUCCCCAGGCCAACAGCGCCCUUCUCCGUCCCCGCAGAUGGCACACAGAGCGAGAGCAAAGGGAGGGGAGGCGGCUACCCCCACCCCCUCCCCAUCUUCCAUCUCGAAUACCUCCUCCUCCUCCUCCUCCUCCUCUUCCACCUCCUCCUUUCUUCCUCUCAUUCCGUCACCUAAUACAUCGGGAGGGAAAAUUUCCCAAAAGACUCGUAGGGGAAAUUUACCUUUAGAAAGCCUCUCCUUUCCCCUUUCCUCCUCCUCCUCCUCUUCCUCCAUCUCUUCCUCUUUGACCAACGUCUCCUCUUCUUCCUCUAUAGAAUGCGAAAGAGACGCAAUCCAAGAAGAGCCUCUAGGCAGCCUCGACAGAAAGAAUAAAUCCCGUCAUCACCCGCUGAAGGGACACGAAGAGAAGAAAAACAGACAGACUGCCUGGCCACAGUCCCCUCAAAUCAAACGCCCUUGCCCUCGACUGUCAGACCCGAGGAGGCAAGUGUGCAUGAAGGCCCAGCCGACGUCCCUCCGCCAUCCCCUGACGUCGCAAAAUGACCUUGAAGAAACACACUCGGGGACAGACUCGAACCCCGUCUCUCGAGACCCACUAAAACACCAGCGGCAGCAGCAGCCCAUAAACUCGUACCCCGACAAAAAGUCAUCUGCCGCUACCGUCGCGUCUCGCGAACAGACUCCGAAACCCGAAGGAAGGAAAAGGAACGAGGGAGAAAAGAGAGGCGCAGACACCGAACGAGAUGGAAACGGAGAGAUGAAAUCCAAAGAAAAGUCCGGUUCCUCCAUGUCCCCUUACAAUACCAUUUCGAAGACAGAUCGCAGAAAACGGAAGACGGAAAACGAUAACGAUGCCGAUAAUGACGCUACUGAUGAUGAUGAAGGCGAUAAGAGAAAUGCCGACAGAGAAACGGGACGGAGACAGGCACCAGCAUCCUUAGCAUCCCGAAACGGGGGGAAUUUCGCACCUCCGCCAGAAUCGUCCUGGGAAUUGAAGAAAAGCCCUACAUCCAGGAAGGCACUGAGGGAACUACACUAUUCUAACAACAUCCCAGGAUGUCAAAGGCCCCUUCCAUCGCCAAGUCCUUCAUGUCCACCUUCAGUUGAGGACAGACAGGGGCCACACUCUUACCAGUACUACAGCCUCCCACAAUUGUACGUGGGCUCUCAAGAUCAUUCCCAGUCCCAUGGCCCACUAGAGAAAGACCACCAUUUUGAUGCUUCCCCCUUCAAGCCCUAUUACAUGAGUGACUUGUACAGGACACCCAUUCCAGGGAUUUCUAAGAACAGGAGAUAUUCUCAAACAUCUCUAAUUGACCAAGCUCUCGAGAGUCUAGAACUUUCAUCACUAAAUGACACGGAAUGCGAGUCGCCUGCUUUUAAUCAGAGAUAUUUACAAAGACCUAAUCAAAGGCAGGACAAUAGCUGGGUAUCUAGUUCCAGGAGGUCUUCAACGAUAGCAACAUCUCCAGUUCUACCUCCACUGCCAGCAGGUGUUUUGGACCGUGUAUCUCCAGAACCGAUGGAGGCUGUGAACACCUCCACUGAAGACCAAGCUAAUCUUGCAUCAGUUUGUAUUCUGUCAUUUGAUCUUACCCUAGACUGUGAAGAAUUGAGCAACAGUGGUUUCAAAGUUGUAAAUAUAAGAAAUAACUGUCACGAAGAAACCCCCAUGGAACAUAAAAAAUCUGAUGAGAAAGAACUUACCGACAGUCUUCUCUGUGAAAGCAAUACACUGGAAUUUGUGGAUGAGGAUAACACAUUUGAGGUUACCGAAGAAGACUUAAUGGAAGAAAUUGAAUGUGAUAAUUGCGAAAGUGAUGAUACAGUGUCUAACCGCAGUCUCAGUCUUUCUAUUGAUGACAAGUAUUUUGAGAAUGAUGACUUUGAUAAUAUAGAAGAUGAUCCCUGUGACUUCAUAAGUGAAGGAGAACAAGAACAGCUAGACCAAAGUGCAGCCUUGCUUCCAGAUAACCAGAGAAACAAUGAUGCUGAGGAACGUAAUAAGGAAAAAGAUGCUGCAGAUGAGGAUGAAGAUUUCAUUGAGAUUGACUGUGAUGUACAGCCAAUGGAGACUUUGAAGCGGCCCCUUGUAUAUGGCUAUGGAACUGGACCCGUUCAUUCAUUGAAAGGUAAAUCUUUCUUAGACAAGCGGCUUUCCCUAGCAUCUGACUAUUCAGAGUACAUGGAGAUGGAUAUUGCAGAGUCCUUGAGUAAACAAGGAACUACUGAAGAGGUCAGGAAAAAGAGUGAGAGCUGCAUGAAUCUGAGGGAAACUUACUGGGAUUACUGGCAAGCUAAACAAGGCAUGAAAGGUCAACUUGGUUAUUAUUCUUCAUCAGAAAGCUCUGCCAAUUGCUCUCCUAAACGGCCUAGCUGUCCCUCUGAAAGGUUUUGCUAUGACCCGGAAGUUUUACUUGCACAUGUACGGUGCCCAAAAUCCCUCGAAGAUGCCACUUUCAGGCAAUAUUCUGCUUAUGUAAAAUCUCACAUUUAUGACUACUUUGGUAACGUACAAGAAGCACUGAAUGAAUAUGGAUUAUCAGCUACCCAUCGAAACUGGAUCAGCAGCCAGCCUGAUCUUUUACCAGAUACAUCAAAUUAUGCUCAGAUGUCAGAUCAUAUCCCUUUAGACUAUUCAAGUGAACCAGAGUUACCCAGUGGAAGUGGAGGAGAUUCAAAAUACAGAAUACCAUCCCACCAACUGCCAAAGAGAGCACCUCCUCCUAGGCCACCACCUGAACCCCUCCAGAGGCGAGAUCCUUCUCAAGAUUCUGGAACCUGGACUUAUCUUCAGUCAUCUCAAGAAUUUGCUCUAGACGUAUCUGCUUCAGGAGCUUACCCAGUUCCAUUGCCAAGGUCCACCUCUUCUCUUAGCCAUAUUGUGCCCAAUACUCCCAACCCAUGGCAACACCUUCUCACUGAUAUCACACCACCCAGAACACCAAGGCACAGUCUUUAUGCAACUACCAAAAGUAAAGGACCAGUAUCUCAAUCAGCAUCCUCCAGCCCAAGCAGAGGAACACAUUCAUCCACUACAGUUGCCUCUGAAACCACAAGGUCAGACAUGAACUCCCAUCAAGCUCCUAAAUCAACUCUGUGUUCAACGCUAGCUCAGCUGCCUCAGCAGUCAUCACCAAGUACUUCUAGUAAAAGGUCAUUUUUCCCCAGUCUCUCAAAAGUGGUCAAAUCUCCUCUAAAGAGGCCAAGUCCAAGACCAAAGACAAUUGAAAAAGAGAACUCAAUAGAUGUGCUGUCAGAACUACCUGUAGUUCAUCCUUCCAUACAAAAGAGAACACACACGACCACUUCUUCAAAGUCUUCAUCUUCAUCGUCUUCAUCAUCAUCAGCCUCCAGUAAAGACAGUGUGGCAACCGUUAUCCCAGCUUCAGCACGGAACAAGGGUCCAAACUGGUUAAUGAAGCAUUUUGGAGGGGCCAGAUCAAAGAUGACAGCUGUGUGAAAGUGGGAUGCCAGUUCUUAGCUAUUAUUAAAGUUGGUAACUUUUUUUGUACUUGAAAACAGCUGUAACAAGCAAUUUACCAUACUUUGUGUGAAACUUGAAUCUUCACCAGGGAAAGGAUCCGACGAUCAUCAUCCCAACAUGGUUUUACCUCGUGCCAAAGAUUGAACUGUUGUGUAGAAUGCUGAGCUAUGGCAGCUGAUGUCUGAUGAUGAGUCACUGACUGCUGCCAUAGCCUACAUUAUGCUUGAUUUUGAUGGAAGCCACUUCAUAUUUUGGUAUAAAGGUAGAUAAAAAGUAGUUAGCGAGACAGGUGCUCAAUUUCUCUGUACUCAGAAAGACAGGGCAAUGAUUUUGUUCCGUGCUGUUCUGGGAUGGAAACUGAAUAGUUACACUGCCACUGAAGAUGUCCCCAGAGUUGAAGUCUCCCCAUUACACAAAAAUUUGAAUAAACUAAAUCACAACCUUAAUGACAAGCGAUCUGAAACAUAAGCAUACGUGCAACAAAAUAAUGUUGUCUUGUGUUUGAAUAAUUACUGGAAAAAUUAACUUCCCUCACUAAUAAAGUACUACUAAGUGUGAUAAUUUCCUAAUGCUCAUGAACUUAUAAGUUCAGUAUCCAGUGAUGACAGUCACACUCAAACCAGUAACAGAUCUGUAUUACAGAAAUGUAAUAAUUUCAAUGUGUGGAAAAAUUUGACUAAACUUUAAAAAACUGAAGUGACAAUAUACAAUAAAUGUGCUAAAGAAAAAUAAACUUAUAAUCAGAAAAUGACUCAUUAACAAAAGUGGAAAAAUAAGACAAGGGAAAUUUGAAUGUGAAAUAUAUGAGACUAUCCGCUUUCAUGCUGAAAAUAGGUAAACAUCUAAACAUGAGCAGCCAAACCAACUGAUAAAACAAAAGCAGGAUAAAGAGCGAUGCAAACGAUUCAUGAACAGUUAAAUUUCAUGAUAUUAUUCCCUGAAAAACAAAGUGAAUGUUGUGAGAAAAUCAAUGAUUCAAAGAUGACGGAAAAAUAAGGUAAAAACACAAUGACCCACUGGUUAGGAAACCGAAGAUGGAGACUUUUCACAGGGUUUUGGUGGUAGAGUGAUACUUUAGUGGGACAUAAUAGUCUUUAUUUUCAUAUAUAUAUAACAAUGCUUAUUAGUUAGGAUGCAUAAUUUUGUACUUGUUCUUCUUUGAUUGUUUAAACGGUUUACAAUAAUAGCCAACAAAUAUUACUGUGUGGCCGAGAAGGACCGUUACUUGAUUUGGCGGGUGACGGGUGAGGGAGAAUGGUUGAAUCUCUUAGGAAGAGAACCCCUUGACGAAUAUAUGGCUUACUUGUUUAAGUUGUGAAGUCUACAGUGAGAGUGAAUUGUGUUUCAGAGUCAGGGUCAGGAAUGCUAAACCCUUGGUCAUGUUAUUCCUGAUCAAGAAACAAAUGCCGAAGAAAUAAUCUAUAUGGUAUCUUCUUUGGAUGCGUUGUUGUGUAGGUGGAUAAUUCCCCCAAAAAAUCAUGUAAUUUAAUGGCCGAAAUAUCAACAACAAAAUCUAUUAAUUAGCAUUGUAAUUGUCAACCUGAAUCAGCAUUACUACUUUUAAUAUUGUUCAUACAUUACAACUGUUAUCCUGUACUUGUUGCAUAAUACUCUUAAAUUGUGUAAUGUACAAUAAUGGUAAAAUGUGUAAAUAUCCAGAAUAUAGCAUAAUCUGAUAGAUGGGCUGCUCUGAAGGAGCAUUUUUACAGACCUUUGGUAAAGAUUAUCUUGACUAUCCAUACAGUAGAGCAUCUUCAACAAUGCCACUACCCCCUGGAAAAGAUGCAGUUACCUAGUGUAUCCAGAGAGCAUCCGGAUGGCUGGAACUUGCUUUCGAGAAACACUGGGCAACAGAGCAGUCUACGGGACUUGGUGUCUACUAUAUAGCUUACAACAAAAACACAAAGCCACCGUUCAGUUUUCUGUGAGACCUCCAGUUGAUCGAGUAGCGGAACCUCUCGACGAAAGUCAUCUACAUUACUGUUAGGCCAGAAGUCUUGUAGCUUCUAGAUCACGCAAUGCAAGAGCAAAAUCAAUCAUGUGUAAGAACUCGGUAUGGUCUGCUGCCAUGCCAAAAUAGACCGUCUGGCAACUUGUGUAGAAAGAAAUAGUCUGCGAAAUGCCAGAGGCAAAAUUUAGGAAGUGGCCUCACCCAUAAAAUUCUGCCCAGAGGUCAAACGCCAAUAUACAGUUCAUUAGGAAGGAAUAGUAAUGAUUUAGUUGUAUCUUACACAUCAUUGUAUAGAACACCCAUAUAAUAUUGACUUCAAAAACUAGGCUAACACUUAAAAAGAUAAAUAUGUCAAAAACACAUAUUUUGUACUUGGCUGUGCGAAUGAAAGUUUAUUGUAAGACUAUAGGCCUAUGCAUGGAAUGGACACACACACAGACGAAUGUGGUUUGCAUUUGGGUAAAUUUCUUCUUUGAUGUGUUUCAUGAGUUUGCCAAAUAUGACGCCCUACAAUGAGGGAGAUAACUGAGUUCCAUUAAAGUGAAUAACAACAUUUAAUGAUCACUUAUUUUCUAAUUCAUUGUGAAUUAAUAUAGGCCUAUUUUUCUCAGUAAACUAAAAUGGUUAGCCCAGUUGUUGUGGUCGCUACAUUUUCGUGGCAAAUAUACAAUGAUUUUUGCAUAACCAAGAACAGUUGUCUUUUUAAAAGCUGCCUUUCUUGAGGACCCAUCUUAUAGCACCCUUCCAAGUGAGCGGGUUCACUUGUACUUUAGGUGAGCGAGUCACGUCACAGUUUAAGGAUGGGGUCCAUAGCAAGACUUCUGCAGCACCAGGAAAUCAGAGUAUACCAGAUGAAAGACUUCUUAUCCAGGUUAUGCCUAAAUCAGUGCAAGCAGUUCUGCCUCUUGUCAUAUAGAACAUCUCAGCAACUUUCUGACGCCUGACAUAUAUGAGAAACAAAAACAAAAAAAAGAUGAACGCUCUAAACCCUUUCUAGUCUUAGCAAUAUAUAUAAUAUAACCAUAAUAAAGAUAUCCCCAAAUAUUGCACAAUGUUAAUACCAAGUCCCCCAUUUUAUCUUCAUACCCGAGAGCCUUAACAUAUCAAUAAACAAUGGUAAUAAAA